UCUCGCACGUGACCUUACCAGUUGACUCGAAACAGACUACACUACAGACACAAAGCAGAUACUGAAAAUUAUGGCGUCAGUUGGAGAUACUGCAGUUGGGCCAUCAAGAGAUGAUAUUAUUGCUACUGUAAAAUCACAACAUGGUGUUAUCUUCUCCAAACCUGCAGUUGUUUGCCGCGGUGUCUACUCGGGCCGAAAUCUCCUGGCACUCAACAGCCACUUCUCACCAGAAUUGACUGAUCAUCGUGGUUAUCUUCCAGUUGAAUGGUGGAUUAUGUCACAAACUCCUGCCCUGAAUCCGAUCCCUAAACCAGGAGAAGGCAUCACACAGCUCCAUCUCUUAGAUGGCACACAACUCACCCUCACAGAUGCCAUAUCUCUUGCAGGUGACGUUAUAAUGGGAGACUAUGCUACACUCUGGCCUUUGACUAAGGUUCUCGAUAUUGGAGGUCAGCCUGUUAAACCAAGCUUUUCAGACAAAGAGGAAGUGCCGCCGAUACCAUGUCAUGUCCAUGCUGGACAUGUGAAGGAUGGUUGCUGUUGCCCUCCAGGCAAAUUAGAGGCAUAUUUCAUACCCCCACUCAAUGUGCCACCUUAUAACAAGGACCUGGAAGGUGAGGUGGUCAUAAGAUAUGGACUAAAACAAUCAGUGGAACAAAACGAACUACUUGGAUGUCUGUCUCAGUUUGGAGAAAACGAUCGUAUAUACCAGUUGAUGAACGUUGAUUUUGUACGGCCAUUUGAAAGCUGGACAAUUCAACCAAAGAUGUUGCAUGCACCUGGACCCUGGCUGACAUUGGAAAUACAAACACCACAAGACGAUUUCAAUUUGUUAGGAUGGCAACUUGGCCAACGAUUUGACUCUGAUGAAGCUCGUCUUGCUGCUAAGAAAGACACUCAACUUCGUGGAUUAACUGAUGAAAAGGCACUUCUUGAUGAAGCAAUUGACUGGGAUGCCAAUAAAGACCCUGAUUUUAAAAAGAAAUGGCACACCAAGUGUGACAUAUUGGAAGAAGGAGAAUGGGGAAAGAAGGUGCAAUUGUUUUACCACAAAUUUUAUGGCGAAGGUUUCAUUGUCAAUUCUGGACACAAAUAUGUAAGUGCAGAAGACAGCCGUCCUCGUGCUGGUGUCGUAUGGAGUGGAGAAGGCACGAUCAAUAUGAAACACAUCAGUCAUAACGAUUGGAAUUCUCGAGAGUUUCUACUGACACCCAAUCAUGAAAUGACUAUCGACAAUAGCUCUGGUUCAAUUCCAUUGAUGGUAUUUACCAUCUUUCCUAUGUUACCAUGAACCUUAUGGCUUAGACAAACUAUUGACUCGUGUUUGUUUACUGAACAAGUUUGCAUGGAAUUGGUUGAUUACAACUUCUAGUUUUCACAACACAAUUGUAUGAGGCAAAGCAUGACAAGGUCACUGCACAGCAAAGUUGCUUUAGACCUAGCAACAUUUGCCCAACUCAAGUGGUCGUAGCAAGCUCAC
Messenger RNA from Corticium candelabrum, 1480 nucleotides. RefSeq lists its product as uncharacterized. Bases 71 to 1291 code for a protein of 406 amino acids. The transcript is spliced from 2 exons. The record is from RefSeq and is a predicted model, not a curated record. NCBI's taxonomy places the organism in Eukaryota, Metazoa, Porifera, Homoscleromorpha, Homosclerophorida, Plakinidae.